This is a messenger RNA of Sorghum bicolor (sorghum), 2427 nucleotides long. RefSeq names its product wall-associated receptor kinase 2. Gene Ontology annotation, cellular component: plasma membrane. Lineage: Eukaryota; Viridiplantae; Streptophyta; Magnoliopsida; Poales; Poaceae. Gene Ontology annotation, biological process: protein phosphorylation; cell surface receptor signaling pathway. Gene Ontology annotation, molecular function: ATP binding; polysaccharide binding; calcium ion binding. The transcript is spliced from 5 exons. Bases 1 to 2427 code for a protein of 808 amino acids. The record is from RefSeq and is a predicted model, not a curated record.
AUGAGGAUGAAGGUAGUAGCUAGUGAAAAAGCUGUGUUAGCACUUGCUGCAGUACUCGUCGCGACGUUGCCGUCUGGCGGCGCGGCAGCACCAGCUGUGACAACAGCCACUGGGUUGCUGGGCAGUAACCACUGCACGAGGAGCUGCGGCAACAUCAGCAUCCCAUACCCGUUUGGCGUGGAGCCCGGCUGCUACCACGCCGCCUGGUUCAACCUCACCUGCGACGACUCCUACCAGCCACCCAAGCUGUUCCUUGGCGACGGCACCGUGCAGUUGCUGCACAUCUCGGUCGAAAACAGCACGGUGCGCAUCAACAGCACCGCCGUGCAGUUUCAGUAUGAUGCUAGGACCGUUUUCGGGGCAUGGGGCGUCGCUAACCAGACAUGGGGCCUCGGGCUCCCAGAGACCGGGCCGUACUUCCUGUCCGAAUCAGCUAGCAUGGUCGAGGCGAUAGGGUGCGGCAUCCAGGUCAGCAUAAUAGGACCGUAUGACAACUUGGUCAGUUCUUGCUCUGCUAUAUGCCCCUUUUACAGGACGUCCGAAGAUAGUGUUCCCGUUUACUGGACGUCAACAAAUGGCAGCGGCAGCAGCUGCACUGGCAUUGGUUGCUGUCAGGCCAGCAUCGCUCUAGGCUACUCUUUCUACACCAUCCAGAGUGACCGGAUUGCUCCCUUGUCAUCCUUGCACGGACCUAUUUCUGUACACAUAGUCGACCAGAGUUACUCGAAUUGGAAUGACAAAAAAAAUAAUCCUGAAGUGCUUCUGGCCACACUAGACUGGAUAAUUAGUAGGAGUGAUUCAUUAGUAUGUCCAACAAAUAAUAAGACCACCGCCCCCGAGUGUGUCAGUACCCACAGCUAUUGCCGAGACUCUUCUUCCUUGGUCCAUAAUGGAUAUACGUGUCAAUGCGCAGUUGGUUAUCAGGGUAAUCCUUAUGUUCAAGGUGGAUGCCAAGAUAUCGACGAGUGCAAAUACCCGCACCAAUAUGUUUGCUAUGGUGUCUGCAAGAAUACACCAGGAAGUUAUAUUUGCCAAUGCAACACGGGCUAUACAGGCAAUGUUACCGUCCCAAAUUCAUGCACAGAUAUUGAUGAGUGCAAGCACAAGGAAGCAUACUCGUGCUAUGGGACAUGCCAAAAUUUCCUGGGAAGUUUCCAGUGCCAAUGUCCUGAAGGAACCUAUGGAAAUUCUUCUAUAAAAGGGGGAUGCAUUACAAUCAAGAAUUCCUUCACAGGUUUCAGCAUUGGGCUAGGAGUUGGUGGUGGAACAGGUCUUUUGCUUCUAGUCCUUGGUGGACCCUACAUAAUACGUAUAAUCAAGUUUCAAAAGGUGAAAAAGAAGAAACAAAUGUUCUUUGAGCAAAAUCAUGGGUUACUCUUGCAACAGUUAAUAUCACACAACACAGACAUUGGUCAACGGAUGAUAAUUACCUUAAGGGAUCUAGAGAAGGCUACAGAUAACUUUGAUAGAGCUCGUAUAGUUGGUGGUGGAGGACAUGGAGUUGUGUUUAAAGGAAUUCUAGAUCUGCAUGUUGUGGCAAUCAAGAAAUCAAAGAUAAUAGUUCAAAGAGAAAUUGAUGAUUUCAUAAAUGAAGUUGUGGUUCUUUCUUUGAAUCAUAGAAAUGUAGUGAAGCUCUUAGGAUGUUGCCUUGAGUCCGAAGUCCCUUUGCUAGUUUAUGAGUUCAUUUCAAAUGGAACCCUUUAUAACCAUCUUCAUGUUGAAGGACCAAGAUCGCUAUCAUGGGAAGAUCGAAUGAGGAUUGCAACAGAAGUUGCCAAAGCUCUAUCCUAUCUACAUUCAUCUGCUUCAAUGCCGAUAUUUCACAGAGAUGUUAAAUCCUCCAACAUACUUCUUGAUGAUGCUUUAACUGCAAAGGUAUCAGACUUCGGAGCUUCUAGAUAUAUCCCGAUUGAUCAAACAGGAGUGGUUACAGCAGUUCAAGGAACAUUUGGCUACUUGGAUCCAAUGUACUACUACAAAGGCCGACUAACAGGCAAGAGUGAUGUUUUCAGUUUUGGUGUUGUUCUUAUAGAACUACUUACUCGAAAGAAACCAAAUGACUAUCAGUCUAUUAAUGGUGGCAGUCUUGUUUCACAUUUUGUCUCACUUCUAGCAGAAGGAAAAUUAGAUGACAUAAUAGAUCCUCAAGUCUUGGAGGAGGAGAAGGAUAGAGAACUCCAAGAAGUGGCUGCACUAGCAUCAUUGUGUACAAAAUUAAACGGAGAGGACAGGCCUACAAUGAGGGAAGUGGAGAUGACACUCCAAAAUUUUCUUGUUAAAAGGAGGCAGGUUGCAAAUAACCAGAGUCAUGAUGCGGACAUUACUAUGCCUCACUACUACAUGUCAACUCAACGAGCUAAAAACGAAGCAAGCAGGCAAUACACCAUGGAAGAGGAGAUAUUGUUGUCAGCAAGCUUCCCACGAUGA